AUGGGAAAGUGUGAGGCGUUUGUGUCCUUGGUGUCUGAAGCCGUCCCUGACAUCCUGACAGACAGACAGAUGAGGCUGCUCACUCUGGGCUUAAGAGCGAAGAUGAUGUUACAGAUGUUGAGCUCUGAGCAGUCAGAGGAUCUCAGCGGUGUUAAAACAUACAUGAACAGCCUGCUGUCGUCCAGCUCUGAGCAGGUUCAUAAAGAAAAUGAAGCUCUUGAAAUCAACUUUGUGCGUCUCGUUCAAAGACUCCUGGACGACCCAAAAGACAGAGAGCACUUCCUCGAGAGCGUGUUUCCUGUGGAGUACGGGCCCGACUUCGAUGCCGCUCUGGAGACGGUGGUUUGUGAGUUCUUCACCAGACUGGAGGCGUUGCUGCUUAUACCAGACUUCAAGCAGACUGCAGUGUGGAUCAGCGAUGCUCCCUCUGUGCUGGAAGACUUCAUGCAGGCUGAAUCCACAGCAGACGACCUCAAAGUGCUGCUCAGAAGCGACGCCCUCCGUGUUCACACGACCAAGACGGACAGCAGUGGAGAUAUGGAGACACAGGAUGGAGGAUGUCCAUCUGAGGAGGACACAAACAUUCAGGACAGCAGCAAGGCCGAACAAACAGCAGGAGGGAAAUGCAGCGACAGUAUUCGAGUUGGGAAAAAAGUUGAUAACGGAGCCUCAGACACCUGCAGAGCUCCUUCUACAUCCAACAAGAGUCCCGCGUUUCGCAGCUGCGUGACGGUGACUCCUUGGCGGAGAGUUUUGUACAGAUGUACUUAUCUAUACUACAAACAGUAG
Molecule: messenger RNA, 789 nt
Organism: Plectropomus leopardus (leopard coralgrouper)
Lineage: Eukaryota; Metazoa; Chordata; Actinopteri; Perciformes; Serranidae
Source: RefSeq, a predicted model, not a curated record